This is a messenger RNA of Rattus rattus (black rat), 3252 nucleotides long. It is a transcript of the gene Sowahc, whose product is annotated as sosondowah ankyrin repeat domain family member C. Bases 460 to 2010 code for a protein of 516 amino acids. The transcript has a single exon. Gene Ontology annotation, molecular function: protein binding. The record is from RefSeq and is a predicted model, not a curated record. NCBI's taxonomy places the organism in Eukaryota, Metazoa, Chordata, Mammalia, Rodentia, Muridae.
CGGACGGCUGUGGGAACGCGCCCGGGGCGGCCAGGGGUUCCCGCGCUCCAAGCGAGCUUCUCCCGGGUGUGCCCCGCCAGACGUUUCAGACGAAAAGCCAAGAGUGCAGGGAGGGAGAAUAGAAACGUGAGCCUCGAAGGAAGAGCUCUAGGUUCCUCAACUCUCCACCAGAGGCGGAAACAGUGAAUGCAAGCCCGCGCGGAGCCCGGAAGUGGGCGGGACCUCGGGCCGCAGACUGGCGCAGAGAUUGAGUCCCCAGCGGAAGUGGGUGUGGUGGGGCGUGUCUACUGGGACACUGCCCCAGUGAGGCGGUGUCUGCGCUCGCGGGACUCCAGACUCUUAAAAGCUGGGUUCGCAUGCUGCCAACCACUGUGAUCCAGACGCUCUUCGGGUCCUCCAGACGUCCGGCCAUGGUGUCCGGCUGAGCUGUCCUGGGGCUGAGAAGCUGAGCCGCGGUGAAUGGCGGGGUCCCUGGAGCCAAGCGCUGAGGCGGUCCUGCGCUUUCUCGCCGAGCGCGGGGGCCGGGCCCGACACUCGGAAUUGGUGCAACACUUCAGGGACGCCCUGUGUGGCCAGCGCGAACAGCGCACCCGCGCCCGCGAACACUUCAAGGAACUGGUCAACGCAGUGGCCACCGUGCGCACCGAUCCCGCGGAUGGUACCAAGUAUGUGCAUCUCAAGAAAAGGUUCUGUAUGGGGGAGUCCCCUCCGCUUGAGGCCGCGCUCCCCCAACAACUCCCGCGCAUCGAGGUGACUGAGGAGCCUCAAGUCCCGGACCUUCCAGAGAAACCAUGCGAGGGCAGCCAGCCUCCGGUGGAGGCAGAUCCACAGUUGUCUCUCAGAGUAGGCGGCGGACUGAGCCACCAGAAGCCUCGGGCGGCUGCUCAAAGUGGGGCCCAGAGUAAGGACUCGCCACAGGAGGUCGAGGCCGUGUCGUGGGCGCCGGGCCCCGGAUCCAGUGAGAACCUUAAACUCCCUCCACAUGGCGGUGAGGAAGCUGAAGGGGGCAGUUCCCCUAGUGUGCCAAAUACGCCCAGGUCGGCCCGUCAGAACUUUCGGGACCUGGUGAUGGGCAGCUCCCCGCAACUAAAGAGGAGCGCGGGUCCUGGGGACGGUAGCGCUGGGAGCAUCUCCUCAGGAGGUCGCAGCAGAGGAGGGGCCGACUCCGAUAGCGCCUCGUUAGCGUCUUCAUCCGCAGAAGAGGAGAGCAGCGGCGGAGGCUCGGUUACCCUGGAUCCUCUUGAGCACGCCUGGAUGCUCUCAGCUUCCGAGGGCAAGUGGGACAGCCUAAUAGGGCUGCUCACUUGUGAGCCCGGCCUGCUCUCGAAGCGAGACUUCAUCACCGGCUUCACUUGUCUCCACUGGGCGGCCAAGCACGGCAGGCAGGAGCUCCUGGCCAUGUUGGUCAACUUUGCCACCAAACACCACCUGCCAGUGAACAUCAAUGCCAGGUCGAGCGGAGGCUACACUGCCCUACAUUUGGCAGCGAUGCAUGGGCAUGUAGAGGUGGUGAAGUUACUAGUGGGAGCCUACGACGCAGAUGUAGACAUCAGGGACUACAGCGGGAGAAAGGCCUCUCAGUAUCUGAGUGAGAGCAUUGCAGAGGAGAUAAAGAACCUGGUGGGAGCCCUGGACGAAGACGAUGGAGACAGCGCUGCCGGCCGCGGGAGUGGACGCUGGAGACUUUCAAAGGUGCUCCCAUCACACAUCACUCACAAACUCUCCCCGGUCGUGGAAGACGGAGCUGACCAUCACCACCACCUCGCCGAGGGAUGGACUGGAGGAAGCAAAGCAAAAGAUUCAGGUCGCAAAGCCUCGGGCAGCUCGAGUGGACGGAUAAAACCACGACUCAACAAAAUCCGAUUCCGAACCCAGAUCAUUCACACCACUCCCUCCUUCAAGGAUGCUGAACCGACACUGGAGGAGGGGGAGGAGGAAGAGGAGGAAAGGCCUCUUCGAGGCUACUCAUCUUCCUUUAAACUGAGACCGAAGUCCAAUGUAUUCGGGUAAAAAACAAUUGGUGCUAGAAAUACUAAGGCUUAUUUGUCUUCAAGGUAGAGUAAUACUGGGUAUGGAUAAGAAGUGGAGGCAGAAAAGACAGGAUAAAUUGCAUUUCAACUUCUGGGCUUGGAGUGGAUCUGCAAUAAUCCUUUCCGGAUAGCAUUCUGGGGCAAGAAAAUGUCUCUGAAGUGAUUCAUAAUGCACUGAUUUGUGCCUCUCUCCCGCCCCACCCUUGUAACCUGGAACUUGUGAGAACUGGAAUUAUUGAUGACUAAGAGUCCCUUUGCUUUUUAAUCAUUACUAAGAUACCAUGCAGAGUAAGGGCCAUCAGAAAAUGCAAAACUCCUGGUAAUGCAAACUGAACCUGCUAAUUUUGUAAAUGAAUGAAACUACAGGCUGCCCUGAUUUUCUACCAGUCGCACUUGCUUAAGGUGCUAAAGAAGUCAAGGUCAGAGUUGAAAUGUGAAACUGCAAAUGAGAAUUAUGUGACUGGAGAUGGGAAUCUACAGAUAUCAUCUUACUUAUAUUGUAAGUAGCAGUUCCCCUUCUUUAAAAGCAAUUUUAUUUUUUAAUUACUGGACAGAAGAACUAGGCAGUAUUUGCUUUUGAGUUGCUGUAAUCUGGUCUGUGCCUAUAACACUAUUCAGUAUACGGUACAUUAUUAAUCGCAAACUUCUGGUUAAGUAGAAGAACAUGUAGCAACCUCUGGUACUUUUCUUUAAAGUGAAUGUCUUGUUGAAUAUCACUAACUUGUUUUGCUACUCUUUAAUUCUAAACUUUCUGGGGUUUGUAUUCUGGGGUUUCUUUUUGAUGAAGCUCACAAUACUUAGACUAAUUUACUUAUCACCUAAACCAUUCCUUGUUUAGAAAAAUGGCAAAACUCAGCAUAAGUAUUAAUAAGCCUAUGCUUCUGUGAAGUAAUUAUUAAAUCAACUUAAUAUGUUUCUCAUGUAAGAGACAUUUUAAUUUUAUUAAUACAUUCAUAGUCUCUAUGCUUUGUAGCAACAUUUUACAAAUGUGCAAAAUACUAAAUCUUUCACUUUUCUUACGUUUCUUUGUAUCUACUCAAAGAGCUAUGGUGUAGUUACAGAAAGCCUAGAUAGUCUGCCCAUUUAAAAAUGGGCAAUCUAUUAUACUUUAUAAGAAGAAAGAGAAAUGGGAUCAUUUCUGUAUUUCAAUGCUGCUAGCUAUUGAAUUUCCUUAUAUAUAAUUGAGAAAUACUAUUCCUUAAAAUUAAAGACUUUUACAACU